Molecule: messenger RNA, 518 nt
Organism: Camelina sativa (false flax)
Lineage: Eukaryota; Viridiplantae; Streptophyta; Magnoliopsida; Brassicales; Brassicaceae
Source: RefSeq, a predicted model, not a curated record
AAAGGAACAGACUACAAAACAGGAGAUGGAACCUGUGUUCGUGACUACAUAGACGUUACUGACCUUGUAGAUGCUCACGUGAAGGCACUGGAGAAAGCUAAGCCUAGAAAUGUCGGAAUCUACAAUGUAGGUACUGGGAAAGGAAGAUCGGUGAAAGAGUUUGUGGAAGCUUGUAAAAAAGCGACAGGAGUAGACAUCAAAGUAGAUUUCUUGCCUCGAAGACCUGGAGAUUACGCAGAGGUUUACAGUGAUCCGGCAAAGAUUCUUAGAGAUCUUAAUUGGUCUGCUCGUUACACUAAUCUUCAAGAAAGUCUUGAAGUUGCUUGGAAGUGGCAAAAGACUCAUCCUCAUGGAUAUGCUUCUUCUUAAAGACCCCAAGAAAGAGAAAAAAAAAAAGAGUUUUAAAUUUUAAACUUUUUGCAUAAUUUGUUUUUUUUGAGAGAUUAGCUUAUAGAAAGGAAUUGAUUUGUUACAGAAUUACAGUUCAAUAAGUAUUAUUAUGGUGGUAAUUUGAUACA